Molecule: messenger RNA, 3647 nt
Organism: Colletotrichum destructivum
Lineage: Eukaryota; Fungi; Ascomycota; Sordariomycetes; Glomerellales; Glomerellaceae
Product: Putative glycoside hydrolase, family 3, glycoside hydrolase family 3 domain, immunoglobulin
Exons: 7
Coding region: 563-3208 (881 amino acids)
Biological process (GO): glucan catabolic process
Molecular function (GO): beta-glucosidase activity
Source: RefSeq, a predicted model, not a curated record
UCAGUGCCAAGUCAGUCACUGUAUGGUUCCUUGCCUAACUGACUACCCACCCCCUCCAGACCCCAGUGUAUCACUUUCUCUUUUUCUUCUUCCUGUUCCUUUGUUUGGGAUUGUCCCAUAUUACUUUCAUAUGCAGUGAUCGACUUCAUUUACUGCGGGUAAAUGUCGGGCACAUGCGAGCACUUCCAUGAACAGCAGCCUGAGCCACUCAUCGUUUCUCAUAUAAGUCUUACACGCUUCCGCGCAGUCCUCGAGGUCUUGUCUAUGCCCUAUUCCGUCAGCCCAAGAUCCGACAACCUUCUCAGCUUGGCGACGUCGUGAGGGACCGACUUCCGAGGACAUCCCGUGCGAGCCUCUCAGCCUCUCUUUUCUUUUUGCUACCCGUUCGAUUCCCUUGAAAGCACUUUCGCUAUCAACGCUUGCCAUCACUUAGCUCGUGCAGCCCAUCGUCGCCAACUGCCGCCUUGCAAGCCUCAACAGACAUUGCCAGAGACCCCUUUACGUCCACAUAACCGUUGUGGCCAGUAAAUAGAGAGAGAAGAAACUCGACACUUGCUCAACGAUGGAUCUGCCUCUUACCAACCGCGAAGACCGCGAGGUUGAACCGCCGGCUUCUCCCCCAGACACCGAGAUGACCAACUCGACGCCCAAUACCGUGUUUUCACCGCCUUAUAGCCCCCAACAGAAAGUCCGGCAGCUCAUGAAAGACACCAGAGCUGCGGCGAGGAAGAAGUUGGAUCAGCUGUCGCUGGAGGAGAAGGUCUCUCUACUUACUGCUGCAGACUUCUGGAGGACCAAGUCCAUCCCUUCCAAGUCCAUCCCUGCUGUCAAGACAUCAGAUGGCCCCAACGGUGCGCGCGGGGGCAUCUUUGUUGGCGGUACCAAGGCCGCUCUUUUCCCCUGUGGUGUCUCUCUCGCCGCGACGUGGAACAAGGAGCUAUUGUACGAAGUUGGCCAGCAUCUGGCCGAUGAGGCCAAGGCAAGAUCUGCCAACAUCCUCCUUGCGCCGACUGUCUGUAUGCACCGUCACCCACUGGGAGGGCGCAAUUUCGAGUCUUUCUCCGAAGAUCCCCUUCUGACGGGAAAGCUGGCCGCUCAGUACAUUCGUGGGUUGCAGGAAAAGGGUGUUGCGGCAACCAUUAAGCACUUUGUUGGCAACGAGCAAGAGACACACAGACUGACAAUAGACUCGCUCAUCCAAGAGCGCCCGCUGCGCGAGAUCUACUUGCGGCCGUUUGAGAUCGCCGUCCGCGAAGCAAACCCCUGGGCUUUGAUGUCGUCCUACAACCUCGUCAAUGGUGUGCACGCGGACAUGCACAAUUUGACGUUAAAGGACAUUCUCCGAGGUGAAUGGGGAUAUGAUGGAACUGUUGUUUCUGACUGGGGUGGCACCAACUCUACAGCCGAAUCUAUCAUUGCCGGAUGCGACGUCGAGUUCCCUUACUCUCCGAAAUGGCGUUUUGACAAGGUGGUCAAGGCCUUGGAAGAGGGCGAGAUCCGCCAAGAGGAGAUCGACCGCGCAGCCGAGAACGUUCUCACGCUGGUCGAGCGCUUGAAGGGCGAUGACAUGUCGGCGGAGCAGCCGGAGAGGGAGGACAACCGCGCAUCAACCAGAGACCUCAUCCGCACAGCCGGGGCUGAGGGCUUGACGCUCCUCAAGAACGAGGGCGCCGUCCUCCCCCUGAACCCGAAGACGACCAAGGUCGCAGUCAUCGGUCCCAAUGCCAACCGCGCCAUCGCCGGCGGUGGCGGCAGCGCCAGUCUGAACCCUUACUACCGGACGAUCCCUCUCGAGAGCAUCCGCUCCGUGGCCGAGCAGGAGGUGACGUUUGCGCAAGGAUGCCACAUCUACAAGUGGCUCCCGGUCGCCUCUCCUUAUUGCACGGAGAAGUCGGGCAAGCCGGGUGUCAACAUCGACUGGUAUUCCGGGGACAAAUUCGAGGGCGAGGUGGUCGUCGUGCAGAGACGGAUGAACACUGACCUGUUCCUCUGGGACUCUGCUCCCCUCAGCGAGAUCGGGCCGGAGUGGUCGGCGAUCGCCACGACGUACCUCACGCCUAAGACUACCGGCAAGCACACCGUCAGCUUUAUGAGCGUCGGCCCCGGCAAGCUGUACGUCGAAGGCAAGCUGGCGCUGAACCUCUGGGACUGGACCGAGGAGGGCGAGGCCAUGUUUGACGGGUCCGUCGACUACCUGGUCGAAGUCGACAUGGAAGCUGGCAAGCCGGUAGAGCUCAAGGUCGAGAUGACUAACGAGCUGAGGCCGCUGGCCAAACAGAAGCAGUUCGGUAUCACGCACAAGUACGGAGGCUGCCGGAUUGGGUUCAAGGAGGAGGACCAGGUGGACUUUCUCCAGGAGGCCGUCGAGGCCGCCAAGGCAGCCGACGUGGCCGUCGUUAUCGUCGGUCUUGACGCUGAGUGGGAGUCCGAGGGGUACGACAGACAGACGAUGGACCUGCCGUCCGACGGAAGCCAGGAUCGCCUCAUUGAGGCAGUCGUGAAGGCCAACCCCCGCACCGUCGUCGUCAACCAAUCGGGCACCCCGGUCACAAUGCCGUGGGUUGACCAGGUGCCAGCCAUCAUCCAGGGGUGGUACCAAGGACAGGAGGCCGGAAACGCGCUCGCCGAUGUCUUGUUCGGGUUCAAGAACCCCAGCGGGAAGCUCCCGUCGACCUUCCCCAAGCGUAUCCAGGAUACGCCGGCCUAUAACAACUGGCCCGGAGAGAACCUCAAGGUCAACUACGGCGAGGGCCUGUACAUCGGCUACCGGCACUAUGAGAGGGCCAAGAUCGAGCCGUUGUUCCCCUUCGGGCACGGCCUCUCCUACACGACGUUCGAGUAUGGACGGCCUUCUAUCAGCACGAAGACGCUCACGUCUCGGGGCACUGUUGAGGUCGUCUUCGCCGUCAGUAACGUCGGAGCCGUGGCCGGCGCCGAGGUUGUGCAGAUCUACGUGCGGGACGACAAGUCGAGGCUGCCGCGCCCCGAGAAGGAGCUCGUCGCGUUCGAGAAGGUGUUCCUCGUGGCCGGCGAGACGAAGCACCUCCACAUCUACCUCGAUAAGUACGCCGUAGGAUACUACGACACGUCGGUGCCGGGGUGGGUGGCCGAGGAGGGCACAUUCAGGGUCCUCAUCGGCGCAUCAUCCGCCGACAUCAAACACUCGGUCCAAUUUGAAGUCAAGGAGUCAUUCAACUGGGUCUUCUAGUUCGCCUUCUUAGGUUGCAUGUUAUACCACGUCACGUUUCCUCUCUUUUGUUCAUUGGGUCGGACGUGUGUGUGUCUGAUGCCAACGCACUUACCAGUCGGUUAUAUAGAAAGAAGCAUGGUUUGCGGCGAUGAUAACAUGCCCGCGUACAAAUCAUUCUAUUGCUCCGGCUGCUGCCUCUAUCCUCCUCUGCUGGCAUCUCCUUCCCUAAACCCUCACCACCCCUACUCGGUCGACAUCACGAACCAGCAGGCUGUGGCGGCGCAAGUCUCGAAACGGGGACUAGGGGAACAUGUUUUUUUGGCGCUCAUCCGUUCUACAGGACAUCCGUUGGUAUAGUCAAGAGAAGGCGGGAGGGGCAGAGUCGUCCGCAUGUUGAUGUACUUCAUCACGUCUUUGGUCGAGCCGCCACAUCAGAACUGCCUGUGAGCAUGUGAAU